AUGUCUACACCUUCCUCACCCACCAUUUGUGAUGAUGAUGCAACCACUCAGACUACAAUUCCCGCCACUCCUGAAAACGAUAUUUUAAAUCAAUCUACCCAGAACGAGCAUAGUAUAAUUGAUCUGACUCACACCAACCAAAUUUUGGUUCCUCCAACUCGUACCAGUAUAUGUGGUUAUGUUCCAGGCCCUAAAUUUUUGCAUAUUGCUUCAAGUUUACCAGGCUUUGAACAUCGCAGUGAUAAAUAUAUCUACAACUAUAAAGGUCUUCAUAUCCAAAAGAUUUUUGAAACCAUUCAAAGAAUUCUGCUCUGGUUCAGCCCUAGUUAUAGAGCUUGUCGAUUCCCAUGCAGCCAAUAUUCUGAAGGUUGCCGUGCUUAUAUAAGCUUACUGAAUGAUGAAACACCAGAACUAGAAUGGAAAUAUAAUCAUAAUCAUGAUUGUUUGUCAGAUCAAUACUUUGUUGAUAACAAUGAAGAAUUAAAGAUGCAAAAAUUUAUACUUGAACACUAUCUAGAAUUGGAUUGGGAAGAUCAGAGAAUAAAGUAUUGUGAAAAUUUAAAUCGAAGCAAUUUGUUAACGUUUGAUCUGUGUUAUGGUAAGAUUAAUCUAUUAUAUAAGCACAUAUAUUAUAGAAUUCAUCAACACGAUGAUCGUGCAAAUGUUGUGGAAGACUUUAAAAGAAAACCAAAUGUUUUUCAAGACAUUCAAUUUAAAGAAUUCGAAAACCAUAGAUUAGAUUUAGUUAAUCCAUGGGCUGUUAUCCUUUUUACAGAUUCUGCUGGUAAAGAUGAGAUCCUUCAUGUUAAUUGUGUUGAUGGACUUGCUAUAGAUAUUGUGCCCCCUAAGAAACUUAAAGACCACAAAGGUACUAUUACAUUGUUAAGUGUGAUGUCACGUUCCAAAAUUACUGGUAGAGAAUCUCCCAAAGGUUUCAUGGUUACAAACUUAAUAUGUGAGCAAACUUUAUCAUAUUUUUUUGAUAAAGGCAAGAAUUAUUUCCAAAAUGCAAGGGGUAUUGUUAUUGAUUGUGAUCAUGAUAUAUUAAAUUCUGUUAAGACAUACCUUCCAAAUGUAAGGGUCACCUUAUGUCCACUCUCAGUGAAUGAGGUCCUUUGUCAAACAUGGAAACGAAAUGAGAAUUCAUUACCAAAUUUUAUCUUUUUAACUGAUUUUUUUCAAAUGGCAUCAACUAAACAAAGAGAAGUUUUCUCUAUGGAAUGGAAAGAUUUCAUGUCUAAUUUUGGUUCAUCAGAAAAGUGGAGAAAAUCCCUUCAAUGUUGGUAUGACUUUAAGGAAUAUUGGCAAGUAUCUUAUUCCGAAUUGCCUUCAGAAAGCAAUCAGUUUGUUAUUCAAUUUCAUAAUAUCUUGAAAGCCAAAUACAUUGGACGAUUUGCUUGGAAAUAUUUCUCACACCUUCUUGAGUCACUUAAUAAUCAUUUGACGCAAAUCAAUUUAGUCUUUGACAUUGUAAUAGAUAAGGUUGAACCAAGAAUUUUAUCGCAGAUUGAGAACAAGAUUUGGAAAAAAUUAGUACUUCAGAAACAAAGUUCCGAUAUAAACGUUGCUGAUUCCCUUAUUAGAAUCAAUCAGUCUACCGAAGAUGAAACAUCUAAUAAUGUUGAAGAAGUUGGAACCUACCAAUACAAUUGUUCUUGUGAUAAAGAGUUCCCAUUUCAGCAGUGGUGUGAACACAUCUUGAGCUAUAUUAUCAACAACGAAGAUUAUGAUGAUCUUACUUUCUACUUUAAACCUGGACAAGAUGGUUAUGUGUUCCCUGAUGUUUACCAUGCUAAUCCUUUUAAUGUGGAGGCUGUUCCUGAAUCAAUCCCAAUAUUUCCAGAUAUCAAUGUUGAAGAGGAAGAAUAUGGAGUAUUCACUCAAAUAGAUCCUAAUCAAUUUCAAGAUGACGAAGAUGAGAAUGGAAACAAACUUGGAGUACAACUAGAUCUGAAAUGCUCUAAUUUUCCACUGUUUAAUAACAGAAUUAAAAGAGCUAUUAGACAACAAUCUUUAGAUAAAGUUAAAAAGAUAAAACUUAUUAAUCAUAUGGAUGGGAUUGAGAGAAUCCUAAACCAGGUAGAUAAUGUUGAUUAG
Hemisphaericaspora subhashii is the source of this 2097-nucleotide messenger RNA. RefSeq lists its product as uncharacterized. The transcript has a single exon. The record is from RefSeq and is a predicted model, not a curated record. Bases 1 to 2097 code for a protein of 698 amino acids. Lineage: Eukaryota; Fungi; Ascomycota; Pichiomycetes; Serinales; Debaryomycetaceae.